Molecule: messenger RNA, 3282 nt
Organism: Acanthosepion pharaonis
Lineage: Eukaryota; Metazoa; Mollusca; Cephalopoda; Sepiida; Sepiidae
Source: the annotation of a GenBank genome assembly
AUGGAAUGUUGUAAUUUUGAUUUCCUUUUUGGUCAUCAUUGCUUUCUGUGUCCUGGUUACAUUCAACCUUCGUUUGCACCAUUUCUGUGCGGAAUUCUUCAUUGUCUCUGCCAUGGACAUGUUGCUGUUUUUCUUUUCUUUCCUCUCUCUCUCUUUCUUGCUUUCCUUUCCUUUCUCUUUCUUUUCUUUCCUCUGUCUCUCUUUCUCACUUUUCUUUCCUCUGUCUCUCUUUCUCACUUUUCUUUCCUCUGUCUCUCUUUCUCACUUUUCUUUCCUCUGUCUCUCUUUCUCUUUUUUUCUUUCUCCUUUCUUCUCUCUCUUCUCUUUCUUCUCCUUGUUUCUCUCCAUUUUUCUCUCUCUCUUUCUCUUUCUUCUUUCUCUCUCUCAUUUUCCUUUCUCUUUCUCUCAUUUUCUUUCUUCUUUCUCUCUCUCUCUUUCUCUCAUAUCAUUCCUUUCUCUCUCUCUCGCUUUCUCACUUUUCUUCCCUCUCUUUCUCCUUUUUCUCUCUUCCUUUUCUUUCUUCUCUUUCUCUCUACACGCAUUUCUUCUUUCUCUCUCUCUUUCUCAACAUUUCUUCCUUUCUCUCUCUUCUUUUUCUCACUUUUCUCUUCUUUUUCUCUCUCUCUUUCACUUUUUCUUCUCUUCUCUCUCUCUCUCUCUCUCUCUCUCUCUCUUUCUUCUUUUUCUCUCUCUCUCUCUCUCUCUCUCUCUUUCUUAUAUUACUUUUCUCUCUCUCUCUCUCUUAUACUCUCUCUCUUUUUCUUUAUUUCUCUCUUUUUCUUAUUUCUCUCUCUCUUAUAUUUUCUCUUCUCUCUCUCUCUCUUUCUUCUUUCUAUCUCUCUCUCACACAUUUCUUCUUUAUCUCUCUCUCUCUCACACGCAUUUCUUCCUUAUCUCUGUCUCUCUCUCAUUUUUUCUUUCUUAUCUCUCUCUCUCACACUUUUUUCUCUCUUUCUUUCUUUAUCUCUCUCUCUCUUAUCUUCUCAAUCUCUCUCUCUCACUUUUCUCUCUCUCUCUUUCUUAUUACUUUUCUCUCUCUCUCUCUCUUUUUCUCUUCUCCUUAUUACUUUUUCUCUCUCUCUCUCUCUCUCUCUCUCUCUCACUCAUUUCUUCCUUAUCUCUCUCUCUCACGCAUUUCUUCCUUAUCUCUCUCUCUCACGCAUUUCUUCCUUAUCUCUCUCUCUCACGCAUUUCUUCCUUAUCUCUCUCUCAUCUUAUAUUACUUUUUUCUUUUCUUCUUACUUUUUUCUCUCUCUCUCUCUCUCGCAUUUCUUCUCUUAUCUCUCUCUCUCACUUUAUAUUACUUUUCUUUCUUCUUUCUUUAUCUCUCUCUCUCGCAUUUCUUCUCUCUCUCUCUCUCUCACGCAUUUCUUCUCUCUACUUUUUCUCUCUCUCUCUCUCUCUCUCUCUUUUUCAUUUUUUUUCUCUCUUUCUCUCUCUCUUUCUUUUCUCUCUCUUUCUUUGUAUUACUUCUCUCUCACGCAUUUUCUUCUCUUAUCUCUCUCUCACAUACUUUUUUCUUCCUUAUCUCUCUCUCUCGCAUUUCUUAUUACUUUUUUCUCUCUCUCACGCAUUUCUUCCUUUUCUCUCUUUCUUAUAUUACUUUUUCUCUCUCAUUUCUUAAUACUUUUUUCUCUCUCUCUCUUAUAUUCUUUUUUCUUCCUUCUUUCUCUCUCUCUUAUAUUCUUUUCUCUCUCUCUCUAUAUACUUCCUUUCUUCCUUUUCUUUUCUCUCUCUCCUUUUCUCUCUCUUUCUCACUCUCUUUCAUUUCUUCCUUUCUCUCUCUCUUUCUCACGCAUUUCCUUUCUCUCUCUCUUUCUCUCUCUCUUUAUUUUCUCUCUCUCUCUCCUUAUACUUUUUCUCUCUCUUUCUCUCUCUCUCUUUCUUACUUUUCUCUCUCUCUUAUAUUACUUUUUCUCUCUCUCUCUCUUCUUAUUUCUUUUUCUCUCUUCACUUUUCUUCCUUUCUCUCUCUUUCUCACGCAUUUUCUUUUCUCUCUUCUCUCUCAUUACUUUUUCCUCCUUUCUCUCUCUCUUUCUUAUAUUACUUUUUUCCUUUCUCUCUCUUUCUUUUCUCUCUCUCUUUCAUUUCUUUUUUUCUUUCUCUUUUUCUCGCAUUUCCUUUCUCUCUCUCUUUCUCUCUUUCUUAUAUUACUUUUUCAUUUCUUUUCCUUUCUCUCUCUCUUUUUUCUGUCUCUCUUUUUCCUUUCUCUCUCUCUCUUUCUCUCUCGCUCUUUCUCUCUUUUUUCCUUUCUCUCUCUCUUUUCUCAUACACUUUUUCCUUUCUCUCUUUUCUCUCUUUCUUUUUAUAUUUUCUCUCUUCUCUUUCAUUUUCCUUUCUUCUCUUCUCUCUCUCUUUCUCUCUCAUUUCUCUUUCUCACUUUUCUUUUUUUCUCUCUUAUAUUCUCUCUCUCUUAUAUUACUUUUUCUCUCUCUCUCUUUUCUCUCUCUCUCUCUCUUUCUUAUAUUACUUUUUUCUCUCUCUCUCUUUCUUAUAUUACUUUUCUCUCUCUCUCUCUCUUUCUUAUAUUACUUUUUCUCUCUCUCUCUUUCUUAUAUUACUUUUUCUCUCUCUCUCUCUUUACUUUUUCUCUCUCUCUCUCUUUCUUAUAUUACUUUUUCUCUCUCUCUUUCUUUCUUAUUUUUUUUCUCUCUCUUUCUCUCUCUCUCUCUCUUUUCUUAUAUUACUUUUCUCUUUUCUCUCUCUCUUUCUUAUAUUACUUUUCUCUCUUUUCUCUCUCUCUUUCUUAUUUUACUUUUUCUCUCUCUCUUUUCUUAUAUUACUUUUUUCCUCUUUUUCCUCUCUCUCUUAUUACUUUCUCUAUCUCUCUUUCUCACUUUUCUUUCAUCUCUUAUUUCUUUUCUCCUUAUCCUCUUUGUUUCUUUUUCCCUUCUCCUUUUUUUCUCUUUCUACUUUUCUCUCUCUCUCUUCUUCAUUUUCUCUCUCUCUUUCUCUUUCUUUUCCCUCUUUUUCUUUUUUCCCUCUCAUUUUUUUUCUUUUACCCCUCUCCUUUCUUAUUUCUUUUCUUUCACCAAUCUCCCUCGUUUUUCAUUCACCAUCCCUUCCUCCUUUUUCUCUAAUCCAUCACUUUUCUUUUAUUUUCUCUCUCUCUCUCUUUCUUAUAUUUUUCUCUCUCUCUCUUUCUUAUCCACCCCCCCUCUUUUCUUUUCUUUCAGCUCUUCUUGUAUUUGUUGCUAUCUUUACAUUUUCUUUUCUUUUUCCCACCAAUCUGCUGCUUGCCUCACAUUUAAAACAGGCUUUUUCAAAGUUAUUCAGUUUUAG